Gadus macrocephalus (Pacific cod) is the source of this 1395-nucleotide messenger RNA. Its product is annotated as G2/M phase-specific E3 ubiquitin-protein ligase-like. Gene Ontology annotation, molecular function: ubiquitin-protein transferase activity. The coding region runs from base 177 to 785 and encodes 202 amino acids. Lineage: Eukaryota; Metazoa; Chordata; Actinopteri; Gadiformes; Gadidae. The record is from RefSeq and is a predicted model, not a curated record. The transcript has 3 exons.
ACUGAUGUUGAAUUUCAAUAUAUGAUUGAUGUCAUACAGAUAUGUCAAUGCAUUCUUCACUGUUAGAAGAUAAUUUGUGCCAUGAAAGUGCUUAGAAAUCCCAAAUAAUGAUUAUUGUUCCUAAUGUAUGAUAUUAGAUUGCAGAUGCCACACAUGUGGAAGGUGCCAGGGAGGCUAUGGAGGAGGCCACAGACGAGCUCUCCCUCAUGGGCUCCUUCUCCUUUGUGAGGAGCCUCCCGCAUAGGGAUGAGCUGCUGGGGGCAGCCCUCAACUUCUUAACAGAGGGCCGUAUUUUGACUGCUCUGAAUCAAUUCAAAGAAGGGUUGGAGACCUUCGGGAUUCAAGCCCUUUUGAGGUUCCACCAUGAGGAGCUCAAGGGGGUCUUCAUGGACACACCUGAGCCGCUGCUGGCCUCCCGGUUGGAGUCCACAUUCAGCACGUCCUACAUGUCUGAGCCGGGCUCCAAUCGGAGGAGGAAGGAGGCCAGGACCCUUGUAUAUUGGAGGGACUGGCUGAUCGAGGUGGAGGAUGGAGAUACGAGUCUCACCCUGGGGGCGGUUCUGGCGUUUGCCACGGGCCUUCAAAGAAUUCCUGCCGUGGGUUUUCCCAUCCAACCCCGGCUUGAAUUCCUCCAUGAGGAAGAUGGACCGGCCCUUUUCCCCACGGCCAAUACCUGUUCCCUGGUCCUCAGGCUACCGGUGUAUCCCGAGUACACUGGAUUUAAGGAGGCCAUGGAGGAAGGAAUAACCUCCGGUGGGAGUACCUUCGGCGUGGCCUACCGGUAAUUUGGUGCCCAACCCCGUGGAAGGACGCUUGAAGUGCCCCACACACACACACAGGGAAGGACGCUUGAAGUGCCCCCACACACACACACACACACACACAGGGAAGGACGCUUGAAGUGCCCCCACACACACACACACAGGGAAGGACGCUUGGAGUGCCCCCACGCACACACACACACACAGGGAAGGACGCUUGGAGUGCCCCCACACACACACACACAGGGAAGGACGCUUGGAGUGCCCCCCCACACACACACACACAGGGAAGGACGCUUGGAGUGCCCCCACACACACACACAGGGAAGGACGCUUGGAGUGCCCCCACACACACACACACACACAGGGAAGGACGCUUGAAGUGCCCCCCCCCCCACACACACACACACACACCUAUUUUCCCACUCAUGACCUGCACCUUGACGUGGUGAGUGGGCUUUCCACCAAGCCAGGUCAAACUAUUGUGUUCCAGCCUCACUAUGUUAAAGGUAAACAAAAACAAAUGUCUGACUGCAACAAAGUGCUCUAUCUCUGUAAAGUACAGUGGGGAAUUAGAAAAGUCCUACAUGGUUGAACUGUAUUUUCCAAAUGUUAAAGACAGACUUCUCAGUGA